Messenger RNA from Rhinichthys klamathensis goyatoka, 1411 nucleotides. It is a transcript of the gene eif5a, whose product is annotated as eukaryotic translation initiation factor 5A. Gene Ontology annotation, molecular function: ribosome binding; RNA binding; translation elongation factor activity. Lineage: Eukaryota; Metazoa; Chordata; Actinopteri; Cypriniformes; Leuciscidae. Gene Ontology annotation, biological process: positive regulation of translational elongation; positive regulation of translational termination. Bases 152 to 619 code for a protein of 155 amino acids. The transcript is spliced from 5 exons. The record is from RefSeq and is a predicted model, not a curated record.
GCACUAAGCAUACGCUGCAGGCACAAUCCAUCCUCAUUUCUGCAGAAGAAGUGGAAUCCCGCCCACUGUACGGAUGCCGCAUUAAAAUUGGCCGCGCUUGCGCGUUGACGUUCCUUUUUUUCUUGGAAUGCCCCUUGUUUAGAUCCCCAUCAUGGCAGAUCCAGAUCUUGAUUUCACCAGCGGAGAUGCCGGGGCUUCUGUCACCUACCCCAUGCAGUGCAGUGCCCUGCGCAAGAACGGGUUCGUGGUCCUGAAGGGUCGCCCCUGCAAAAUUGUUGAAAUGUCUACUUCUAAGACUGGCAAGCAUGGUCAUGCAAAGGUUCACAUGGUUGGAAUUGACAUUUUCACAAAUAAGAAGUAUGAAGAUAUCUGCCCCUCCACCCACAACAUGGAUGUGCCUAACACCAAAAGAAAUGACUACCAGCUGGUUGACAUCAGUGAGGGAUUCCUCUCUCUUAUGAUGGACAACGGUGAUGUGCGCGAGGACCUGCGUGUGCCAGACGGUGACCUGGGCAAAGAAAUCGAAACCAAGUUUGCAGCUGGUGAAGAGAUGUUGGUUACUGUGCUUUCAGCUAUGGGCGAAGAAUCUGCAGUGGCUGUCAAACCCAUGACCAAAUAGGAAGAAAGACUGGGCUGCUCAGGCUGCAACAUGCUACACUUUAACAAAUCUCUUGCAUUUGUUUCUUUGGUUUUAUUUGUCACCAAAGCUAUGGCCUUCACAAGCAACCUCACAUUUUUGUUGUGAUUUGUAUUCCUUUUUUUCUUCCGAUACUGUGCUGGACUUGUCGGGUCAGUUGGCAUUCUUUAGGGUAAGAAGUUUAUUAUUGGCAGCGUUUACCCCUCGACCUCCCCCAUUUCACUUUUUUUUUUUUUUUUUUUCUUCUUCUCUCAAGGUUUUACCACUUGCAUUCCUGAAUGUUAAAAAAUCGGAUCCAUUUUCCGUUUUAGUAUUCUUGAAUUUCUUAAUAGUAACUAGUGUGCAGGAUUUAUGCAACUUGUUGUGAAGAGAGGAAACCCCAACUGACACUGAACUUUUUUUUCUCUCCCUCUUUGGUAGCCAUACUUUUACUUUUCUCCUUACAUGAUCUAUGCCAUGCUGGCACUGUGGUUAAUUUAUCUCAAUUGAAUGCCAUCGCCCCCCCCCCCCCCCCCCCCCCCCCCCCCCCCAAAGUGAGCUGCACACUGGUAGUUGGCACCUCCUUGUUCUUGCAGUACUUCGAGUACCUUCUCAAGUAAAAACCGCUGUGACUGAGAAAUAAACUCCAGUGAAAUGUUCUCAUAAAUGACAGUCUCUAAUUGUUCAGAAGUGGAAAGGAUGUGAUGGCCAUGUGCGAAUAUCUCUGUAACCCAAAAUAGCAGCCAGCUUGAUUUUGGCUGUCAGUGACGACAUUAAAUAAAGUGUUGAAGCCUG